AUGUCUAGAGUUUUAGUUGGAGUUAAGAGAGUUAUCGAUUAUGCCGUCAAAGUCCGUGUCAAACCAGACAAGUCUGGUGUAGUUGUAGAUGGUGUAAAGCAUUCAAUGAAUCCAUUUGAUGAGAUUGCUGUAGAGGAAGCUGUCAGACUUAAGGAAAAGAAGAUAGCAAGUGAAGUUAUAGCUGUGUCAUGUGGACCUGCACAGGCACAAGAAACCCUUAGGACAGCUCUUGCUAUGGGUGCUGACCGUGCCAUCCAUGUUGAGGUCGCUGGUGCUGAAUACGAAACUCUGCAGCCUCUACAUGUUGCCAAGAUCUUAGCGAAGUUAUCCAAAGAUGAAAAAGCUGACUUGGUCAUUGUUGGAAAACAGGCCAUUGAUGAUGAUUCCAAUCAGACAGCACAAAUGACGGCAGCCCUCCUUGACUGGCCGCAAGGAACCUUCGCUUCUAAAGUAGAGAAAUCAGACGCUGGUUUGACUAUCACUCGGGAGAUUGACGGUGGUCUUGAAGUUAUUAAGACAAAGUUGCCCGCUGUCGUCAGUGCCGAUCUACGACUCAACGAGCCGAGAUACGCGACUCUCCCUAACAUUAUGAAAGCAAAAAAGAAGCCCUUAAAGAAGGUAACAGCUAAAGAUCUAGGAGUAGAUAUCGCUCCGAGGAUCAAGAUAGUGUCCGUAGAAGACCCGCCAGUCAGGCAGGCCGGUUCUAUCGUUCCUGAUGUGGACACUCUUGUCGCUAAGCUCAAGGAAAAGGGGCAUGUCUAA
Messenger RNA from Arctia plantaginis, 762 nucleotides. NCBI's taxonomy places the organism in Eukaryota, Metazoa, Arthropoda, Insecta, Lepidoptera, Erebidae. The record is from the annotation of a GenBank genome assembly.